Girardinichthys multiradiatus is the source of this 2656-nucleotide messenger RNA. Its product is annotated as interferon-induced GTP-binding protein Mx-like. The transcript is spliced from 12 exons. Gene Ontology annotation, cellular component: cytoplasm; membrane; nucleus. Gene Ontology annotation, molecular function: GTP binding; microtubule binding; GTPase activity. Lineage: Eukaryota; Metazoa; Chordata; Actinopteri; Cyprinodontiformes; Goodeidae. The record is from RefSeq and is a predicted model, not a curated record. Bases 437 to 2338 code for a protein of 633 amino acids. Gene Ontology annotation, biological process: defense response to virus.
AAUAAAGUAUUUUUGAAUUGAAUUGAAAUUUUCCAAAUUUAAAUUAUAACACUUGAAGGCGAGGGUACAGAUUGAGAAAUAUUGCAUAAAACUUAAAAUAAAAAUCCUUGUACGACACUUUAAUGCGAUGAAAAUGUAAGUUCGUCUCUUUUCUGUGUGACAAAGUAUCGUUUAGUGCAAACCGCAGUAGAAAUGGGACGGGAAGAAACGAAACUCAAACCAUGAAUGAAAACCAUAACACACAUUAAAUACCUCAUCGUUACUUUGAAGGACACUCCCUUUAGGUCCGCUGCGAUGCUUCGCGAUGCCGGGAAACGAAACCUAACUUGAUGCUCCGAAAAAUAUCCCUAACAGUUGUUUCUUGUCCAGUAGCUCUCGGUGGUUCAGACUGGCUGCACACGGCAUACCUCUCUAUAUCACCGUCUUUUCUGUUUGCAUGUAUCUUGUUUCACAGACGACAACAUCAGAGGCAAUGAAUACACUGAACCAGCAGUAUGAGGAGAAGGUGCGUCCCUGCAUCGACCUGAUCGACUCCCUUCGCUCCCUGGGAGUGGAGAAGGACUUGGCCCUGCCUGCCAUCGCCGUGAUAGGAGACCAGAGCUCGGGGAAGAGCUCGGUGCUGGAGGCGCUGUCAGGGGUGGCUCUGCCAAGAGGAAGCGGCAUUGUUACAAGAUGCCCUCUCGAGCUGAAGAUGAAGAGAAGGAAAGAAGGUCAGGAGUGGUAUGGAAAGAUCAGUUACCAAGAACAUGAGGAGGAGCUAGAUGAUCCUGCAACUGUAGAGAAAAAAAUCAGAGAAGCACAGGAUGAAAUGGCUGGAGUCGGUGUGGGGAUUAGCGAUGACCUCAUCUCUCUGGAAAUUGCUUCCCCAGAUGUUCCGGACCUGACUCUCAUCGACCUUCCUGGCAUCGCCAGGGUGGCUGUAAAGGGACAACCUGAGAACAUUGGUGAUCAGAUAAAGCGACUCAUCGAGAAGUUUAUUAGAAAGCAAGAAACCAUCAAUCUGGUGGUGGUUCCAUCCAAUGUGGACAUUGCCACCACAGAGGCUUUAAAGAUGGCUCAACUGGUGGAUGGUGAAGGAGAGAGGACUCUGGGUAUCUUGACCAAGCCUGACUUGGUGGACAAAGGCACAGAAGAGACUGUGGUGGAAAUAGUCCACAAUGAAGUCAUUCAGCUGAAAAAGGGCUACAUGAUCGUCAAAUGCAGAGGUCAGAAGGAGAUCACAGAGAAGGUGUCUCUCACUGAAGCAAUAGAGAGAGAGAAAGACUUCUUUAAAAAUCAUGCCUAUUUCCACACUCUGUACAACGAAGGUCAUGCAACUGUUCCCAAACUUGCUGAGAAACUUACUCUGGAGCUGGUGCAUCACAUUGAGAAAUCUCUCCCAAGACUGGAAGAGCAGAUAGAGGAAAAGCUGAAGCAGACUCAGAGGGACCUGGACCGAUAUGGUAAUGGACCCCCGUCUGAUGAGGCAGAGAGACUCUUCUUCCUGAUUGAUAUAGUGACAGCAUUCACCCAGGAUGCCAUCAGUCUGACCACAGGGGAGGAGCUGAAGUGCAGAGAGGGACUCAAUGUCUUCUCUAUGCUUAGAAGAGAGUUCGGGAGAUGGAAGGCCCACCUGGAGGACUCAGGACAAAACUUUAACAGAAAAAUUGAAAGCGAGGUGGAGCAAUAUGAAGAGAGGUAUCGCGGAAGAGAACUACCAGGCUUCAUUAACUACAAGACCUUUGAGGUGAUGGUCAAGGAGCAGAUCAGACUGCUAGAAGAACCAGCCAUCAGGAAACUUAAGGAUGUCGGAGAUGCUGUCAAGAAAACCUUCAUUCAGCUGGCCUACGAAAGCUUCACAGGAUUUCCUAAUCUUUUGAAAACAGCCAAGGCAAAGAUUGAGGCCAUUAAGCAGCAAAAAGAAUCUGUUGCUGAAUUGAUGCUGAGGACCCAGUUCAAGAUGGAGCUGCUCGUUUACUCCCAGGAUAAGACCUACAGCAACAGUCUGACUGAGAGCAAAAAGGAGGAACAGGAGAAUGAUGACGACUCCAUUUCAGAAAGGAGCACUGUCUUCUGCAUGGAUAACCAUGCAACACUUCAAGAGCUGAUGGUGCAUCUUAAAUCAUAUUACAAAAUUGCGGGAAUCCGCCUGGCCGACCAGAUCCCCCUGGUGAUCCGUUACGAGAUGCUGCAGCAGUCUGCCGUGCAGCUGCAGAGGGAAAUGCUGCAGAUGCUUCAGGACAAGGAAAAUGUGGACUUCUUGCUGAAGGAGGACUAUGACAUCGGCAGCAAGAGGGCUGCUUUGCAGAGUCGCAUGAAGCGCCUCACGGAGGCCCGUUCAUACCUGGUGGAGUUUUAGAAGUCAUGCCAACUACCAGGAGGGGUACAUCUUUUACUUUAAAUGUAUAUCAUAAGAUGCACCCUUCUUAAAAGUUUUAAAAGGCCAGCAUUUUCUGCACUGCAGUGCAUAUUCAUUGUAGGAAAUUAUUAUAUUGUGAUAUGUAUUUUAUGGCUUAAUAUUUUGCAAAAUAUCCCAUAAGGCACUACUAUUGUCACAGGCAAAACCUAGAAGUAGGUUUAGUUUUUUCUAUAGUAGAAAUUUGCUUUACCAGAAUAAUUGUCUGAUUUCAAUAGUCCAGUUUAUUGCAGGAAAAUAAAAACAUUUAAGCAAAUUAAA